CGUGCGACGGCUUUGGUUUGGUAAUGCGGGCUGCGCUGUCGCUCAUUGGUUGCUGGGCAUUUUUUGGUGCUUGUUCCCGGAGCUUGGAGUUCUCUUUGGUUUUGAGAAAUUACGAUUCACCGCGACAGGAUAAUCUAUUUGGUUUGACGCUGAUAUCGCACAAUGGAGGACGACGAAAGGCCUAGGAAGUACCCCAAAUUGAGUAAUGACGACGGACAGGAGGAUCCGGAGCCUACAAUGACUGGAGCUGUGGGAUCUGUUCCCCACGAGGACGCCGCCCAGCCCACUACGCAGAAUGAUGUCGCAACAGCAGCGAAUGGUGCCGAUGACAAGCCAAAGGCUGGACAGCAAACUGUGGAUGAAAGCAAAGAGGAUGCGCCCAAAAUAUCGAAGAGGCAAUUGAAGAAACUCCGUCGCAGAGAACAGUGGGACGCGCAGAAGGAUCAGCGCAGGACUCAACGCAAAGAAAAGACGGCCGCAAGGAAACAGCGCAGGCGCGAGGCAUUGAAAGAGGCAAGAGAGGAAGGUGGCCAAGAAGCAGUAGACCAGCUUCUUCAGACCUGGCAGCCAAAUCGGCAAAAGUUCAAGCAAUCGACUUUGUUGCCGAUCACUCUUGUUGUGGACUGUGGCUAUGACGACUUGAUGCUUGAGAAGGAACGGAUUUCCCUUUCAUCACAACUUACGCGCUCGUACUCCGAUAAUCGGGGAGCGCCCUACCGUACUCACAUGGUGUUCUCUUCCUUCAAUAAAUUACUCAAGGAGCGUUUCGACACAACCCUAGCAAAGUCAUAUAAUAAUUGGAAGGGAAUCCGCUUCAUGGACGAAGAUUUUGCGCAUGCUGCAGAACAGGCAAAGGAAUGGAUGAAGGAGCCCAAUGGAGGUCAGUUGGCGGGCAUGUUUGCUAACCAGACGGACGCAGCGCCUGAAGACGGAGAGAUUGUGUACCUCAGCAGUGACAGCCCAAACACGCUGACAGAACUAAAGCCAUACAGUACCUACAUAGUCGGAGGACUGGUGGACAAGAACCGUCACAAAGCAAUUUGCUACAAAACGGCAGUGGAAAAGGGAAUCAAAACCGCUAAAUUGCCUAUUGGGGAUUACAUUCAAAUGGCCUCGCGCCAAAUAUUGGCGACCAACCACGUUGUGGAGAUUAUGAUCCGAUGGCUGGAACUCGGCGAUUGGGGUGAAGCUUUCAUGAAAGUUAUUCCUCGGAGAAAGGGUGGUACACUGAAGGAUUCGGGGCGAGCUUCUGAAGAUCCAUCGCAGGAAGGCGAUGUUGCCGAAGCUGACUCGGAUGAAGAAGCGGAAGCUGCUGAACCAAAAGAUGAGGCUGCUGAACUACAAGCUGAAGCUACUGCUCCUAGUACCAAUCCUUGAUACCAUAUAGGAAAAAAAAGCAAUUUUAAUGAACCUUAUGUUCAGUCGACAGUAUUGUACAUAGCACAGUACUAUACAAGCACGUGACUAGACGACACGUUCCAGCCACAUGGUCGUAGCGCCACAGCGCCACAGCGGUUGCCACUGACGAUCGAUGACGGAAGAUCAACACAAACA
Messenger RNA from Aspergillus pseudonomiae, 1554 nucleotides. RefSeq names its product tRNA (guanine(9)-N(1))-methyltransferase (gene trm10). Gene Ontology annotation, molecular function: tRNA binding. The record is from RefSeq and is a predicted model, not a curated record. Gene Ontology annotation, cellular component: nucleus. The coding region runs from base 163 to 1377 and encodes 404 amino acids. Lineage: Eukaryota; Fungi; Ascomycota; Eurotiomycetes; Eurotiales; Aspergillaceae. The transcript has a single exon. Gene Ontology annotation, biological process: tRNA N1-guanine methylation.